AUGGGAAGACAUCGUAAUCCUGAUAUUCAACGAUCAUUCGUUGAAUUCAACGACAGCGCGACGCCAUCAAAGUGCAAUAAAGUCCGCUGUCUCCACUGCGGCUAUGUGCGCGCGAAGAACACAACGCGUCAAAUCGAGCAUUUGCAAGAAUGUCAAGCCUACCUGGACUCUCCAGAAGCAGCGGCCCAUUUGAGUGCGAACGUGGACGGAACGCCCGUCGGGCCGACUAUGGGUGAGAACACCACCAGCCAGAUGCUGAACGGCACUCACCCCAAUCCGAAUCUCCAAGUCCACCGACGCGGUCCGAAUCAGAACAAGCGAACCCGCGAAGGUCAACCCAUCGCGCCCGCGCCCGCCGCUCCGCCGUCCGUCCCGCCGCCGACUAUGCCUUCAAUCACCCAGCACCUUCUCAACUCCAACCGCAUCUCGUUCCAGGCUGGAACGGAAACACCGUUCUUAUCGCACGCCGGAUGCGGGACGCUGGCGGCAGCUCCGCUGGCGCAAUGGAUGGUGCAAGAUGGACAUUACACGCGCGGCUACAUCCAGCUCAUCGGUGCGAUGAUCGCGAAGGUGAGGCUGCCGCACGUGCCGAACUCGCAGUUCCAUCUGUUGUAUCGGACGAUGGAUCUGCUGAUCGUCGCGCUGAACAACAUCCGGCGCGAGAUGACUUUCUUCGAGAUCACGGCGACCAAGUACAGCAUCCAUUUAGCGGAUGAGCCGCCGAAUGUGGUCACUCGAGCAUAUCUCGACCUUUUCAAUAGCGUGAGCAGCCCUAGUGCCUCGCUUUUGGAAGGGAUGGUCGUCCUCUGGGCUACUGAGCAUUGCUACCGCACGGCAUGGCUCUAUGCCGCCAAGUUCACCACCACCCUCUCCACCCCAUCCAAUGAGAGCCAUAUCGCGGCCUUGCACCAGAACCUCAUCCCGAACUGGACCUCCCCUGCAUUCAGCAAGUUCGUUGACGCCUGCCGAUCCCUCGUGGACGACCUGGCCAACUCCACCAACAUCCCCAACGGCAAGGAGGAGAUGGAUCGCUGCGAGCAAGUGUUCCGUCAAGUGUGCUGGCUCGAAGAGCAGUUCUGGCCCGAAGUCGAUGGCAUGGGCGAAGAGGACGACACAGCUCGCCUCGGGCCCGUCAGCCACUCGAUCGCCACGGGGGGGGCCGCCGCCAACGACCCCGAUCAGAACGAAUUCGAUGAAGUUCUGGACGGAGUGGCGGAGGCAGCGACGGCGGGAGUGUAG
Molecule: messenger RNA, 1239 nt
Organism: Eremomyces bilateralis CBS 781.70
Lineage: Eukaryota; Fungi; Ascomycota; Dothideomycetes; Eremomycetales; Eremomycetaceae
Product: heme oxygenase-like protein
Exons: 4
Coding region: 1-1239 (412 amino acids)
Source: RefSeq, a predicted model, not a curated record